AUGGCCGUCCCCAACUUUGCCGAUAUCGCCAAGGCGAGCAACGACCUCCUCAACAAAGACUUCUACCAUCUCUCUGUCGCCACCUUUGAGCUUAAGAGCAAUGCGCCCAACAAUGUCGCCUUCAAGGUGACCGGAAAGGCCUCUCACGAGAAGGCCACCGCCGGAGCUCUUGAGGGCAAAUACGUCGAGAAGGGCACUGGCCUCACCCUCACCCAGACCUGGACCACCACCAACGCGCUCGACACCAAGGUGGAGCUCGCCGACACCCUGGCCAAGGGCUUCAAGGCCGAGGGCAUCUUCAGCUUCCUCCCCGCGACCCACGCCACCGGCGCCAAGGUCAACCUCCACUUCAAGCAGCCCAACUUCCACGGCCGCGCCUUCUUCGACCUCCUCAAGGGCCCCGUCGCCAACAUCGACGCCGUCGUCGGCCACGAGGGCUUCCUCGCCGGCGCCUCGGCCGGCUACGACGUCAACAAGGCCGCCGUCACCAACUACUCCGCCACCGUCGGCUUCACCACCCCCGCCUACACCGCCGCCAUCGCCGCCACCGAGAACCUGAGCGUCUUCGCCGCUUCGUACUACCACAAGGUCAACAGCCAGGUUGAGGCCGGUGCCAAGGCUACCUGGAACUCCAAGACCGGCAACAACGUCGGUCUCGAGGUUGCCAGCAAGUACCGCAUUGACCCCGUCUCCUUCGCCAAGGUCAAGGUCAACGACCGCGGUGUUGCUGCUCUCGCCUACAACGUCCUCCUCCGCCCCGGCGUCACUCUCGGUCUCGGCGCAUCCUUCGAUACCCAGAAGCUUGACCAGGCCACUCACAAGAUUGGCGGUAGCUUCACCUUCGAGGGCUAA
This is a messenger RNA of Sodiomyces alkalinus F11, 852 nucleotides long. Its product is annotated as outer mitochondrial membrane protein porin. The transcript has 6 exons. Gene Ontology annotation, cellular component: mitochondrial outer membrane. The record is from RefSeq and is a predicted model, not a curated record. Gene Ontology annotation, biological process: monoatomic anion transmembrane transport. Gene Ontology annotation, molecular function: voltage-gated monoatomic anion channel activity. Bases 1 to 852 code for a protein of 283 amino acids. Lineage: Eukaryota; Fungi; Ascomycota; Sordariomycetes; Glomerellales; Plectosphaerellaceae.